UCCAAUGAACAAACAUGUCGUCGACGACAUGAUUUCCUUAAUUAUUUAUUUAAAAGUUUAUUUGAUUCUGUGAAUUGAUUUUAUUUAAAAUUGUGCUUUAUUAAUAUGCGGUGGUGCAAGAUAAAUGCGGUGGUUCUGUUUAUUUGUGUCUGUUUAGUGGAUAUUUCUUUUUGUAUCAAUAAUGAUGAAUUUUCACAUCACACAAUUAUCAAACCAAAAUUUUAUCACGGACGAGAAAAACGUGAAAUAUCGACGACAAUCGAAAACGAUACUUUGCACACACACGAUAUUAGUAUAACUUACGAUUUAGAUGGUAGAGAAAUAAUAUUAGAUUUAAAAUUAAACCACGAUUUAGUAUCCAAAGAAUAUUUUGAGAAAACGCAAAAAAACGGAGAACAUGUCAUAAAUAAACCUGCAUACCAAGAUAUAGAUUUUUGUCAUUACAAUGGUGUGAUCAGAGGUGUGGAUAACACGUGGGCGGCUGUUUCGACAUGUGAGGGGCUUUUGAAAGGGGCUCUUUUCGACGGUAAAGAAAUUAUUUAUUUACACAGUGAGCCCCUUAAUAAGACUUCGACAGAACGAGGAUUCGAAAAUGGACAGCAUUUUGUUUACAAGCAUCGACACUUAAAACCAAAUAAUUUCACUUGUGGUUACAAAAAUGAAUUUGAGGCUCAACAUGCUCACAAUGCAAAGGAACAUGAAUUUCACAGAAUUUUAAGAUAUAAAAGAAGUGCAGAAAUCAGAAAUGUCAAAGGACCUUAUAAUUCUAAUCAACAAUCCAGAUAUGUUGAACUUUUAUUAGUAGUAGAUAACAAAGAAUUUAAAGCUUUGGACGAAAAUACAGGAAAAGUUUACAGACAUUGCAAAGAUAUUGCUAAUAUUAUUAAUUCGUUGUAUUCUCCUCUGAAUAUUUUCAUCGCCCUGGUUGGAGUUGUGAUCUGGACCGAGAAUGAUGAAAUUUCUUUAGUCAGCGAUGGGGACAAAACGUUGACGAAUUUUUUGCAUUAUAGGAGAGAAAGAUUGGUCAAAGAUCAUCCUAAUGAUAAUGCGCAAUUACUCACUCGUGUCCAGUUUGAUGGUGGUGUUGUUGGAAAAGCUUUGAAGGGCCCUAUCUGCACAUAUGAGUACAGCGGUGGAGUCUCAAUGGAUCAUUCUGAGGUGGUCGGUCUUGUAGCCACAACUAUGGCCCAUGAGAUGGGCCAUAACUUUGGAAUGGAACAUGAUACUUCAGAAUGUGAUUGCCCAGAUGAGAGAUGCAUCAUGGCAGCUUCUUCAAGCACGAUUAUACCUAAUCAUUGGUCCAGUUGCAGUCUUGAAUAUUUGGCACUGGCAUUUGAACACGGAAUGGAAUAUUGCCUGAGAAAUAAGCCUGAAAGAUUAUUUGGAAGUCCUGUGUGUGGAAAUGGUUAUUUAGAAGAUGGUGAAGAAUGUGAUUGUGGACUUCCAUCUCGGUGUCAAAACUCUUGCUGCAAUGCUACCACUUGUAUGCUUCAUCAUAAUGCCACGUGUGCUACAGGAGAAUGCUGUGAUUUAGAAACUUGUGCUCCGAAGAAGGCAGGAACUUUGUGCAGAAGCAAUGACCAUGAAUGUGAUUUGCCUGAGUAUUGUACAGGUGACAAUGAAUUUUGCCCACCAGAUGUGUAUAAAAGAAAUACUGAAGAAUGUAAUGGUGGCAAGGCUUUUUGCUACCAAGGUACAUGCAGAACCAGGAACGAUCAGUGCAAGUUGCUAUGGGGACCCUCUGGACUAUCAUCAGGUGAUGAGUGUUACAAAUCGAACUCGAGAGGAAACAGAAAUGGAAACUGUGGCUAUAAUCGUUUGAACCAAACCUUCCUCAAGUGUCGAGACGAGCACAUUUUCUGUGGAAUGUUGCAGUGUAAACACUUGAACGAGCGUUUGGAAUUCGGAAUGGAAUCCGUUUCCAUCUUGUCCUACAAUUUUUUAAAUGUGCAAGGAAACAUAAUACCUUGCAGGACUGCCAUUGUCGAUUUGGGUCUGAAUCAAGUUGAUCCAGGAUUGACACCUGAUGGGGCAAAGUGUGGCGAGGGAAAGAUGUGUGUCAAUCAGAAGUGCAUGUCAGUGUCUUCUCUCCGUGCAACUGCUCACAAAUGUCCUGGAGAUUGCAAUGGGCACGGGAUUUGCAACUCCUUAGGUCACUGCCAUUGUGAGCCGGGCUAUGCGCCCCCUUUGUGCGACUAUCCUGGACCUGGAGGCUCCGAAGAUAGUGGUCCGGCCACGGAUCCUGAUGCUCGGCGUGGUUUCAUAGUCUCGAUGUACGUGAUAUUUUUAGGAAUCGUCCCACUGAUGGCCCUCUGUGCGCUCUUGAGUUUCUAUUAUCGGCAGAAUCCGGUCCUGUUCAAGAGAAAGAUCACCAGCACCAAACUGUCACCGACCGGAAAAUCGUCGUCCAAACAAAACGACUUUCAGAGACGCGGAAACGUCUUGCCAUUCCGUCCUACAAGUCCCACAUCUAUCAUCAAUUCUACGAGUCCUCAAAGCUGCGAUGAACUGAGCUCAUCCCUUCUGCAAACAGGUAGUGGAGAUGCAAAAGAAAAUAUGUUCUUCGGACACUUCAAAGGCUUCAGUUUGACACCCUUGGGUAAAACAGGUGAUGAGACUUCUCCAUCGUCCAAUGCUCCGCCCAUAAAUCUGAAUAAUGACAGGAGAAAUGGUAAAAAUAUUGCUUUGGUUCAUCCAACGACUAAAGUUCAAGAUCCUUCCAAGGCUCCUGUGCGAAGUGCACCUCCUGUACCACAAGCUCCAGUGAUAAAAAAUAAUUCUGUUGGUAAAAUGGAUAUACCAAAGAAACAGACUAAGAAUACAGUACAUUGGGAUAAAAGUACUAUUGAGGAUUUGAAACCAGCUUUACCUCCCUUGAAUCCAGGAUCGCAUGCCAGACCGUUGAUUUCCGAACCGAUUUUGGAAGGCUCUACAUGCACGAGGAAAGAAUUGAUCUCGCCUUUGAAGCAUUCUAAUAGUAUACCAAUUCGAUCGGCUCCUGAAGUCCCGCCAGCAGCAAGACCACAAAGUACAGGUGAUAUACUUGAAAAUCCAGCCAGUGACAUCAAAAAGUUAACUAAAGAGAAUUCCAACAACGCUUUGAAUAGGAUAGCCAGUUUUUUGAACAAGGACAAAAGCAAAUCCCAAAGCAACACUUCCACUUUAACACGCACUAGCAAGGGUAACAAAAACUUGGACUUAAAGAAUCUACAAAUAUCUAAUCCGAUUUUGCAGCAGGACAUUGUAUUACCGGAUGGUACUGUAUGUGUGAUGUCAGACUCUGAAGAUGAUGAUUGCGGUCGUACCAUGGUCACCAGGUCCAAAAGUAUGAGAUCGCCUUCGUCACCUCAGAGACCAAACAUACCUAAUUUUGGUUCCAUGCGUCAACCAUCCGGUAGCAGACGACCUACAACUAUUUCAACAAACACUAGACCCAACAGACCACCCCCUCCCAGACCAGACUACACUCCCGACAAAGAAAAAGUAAACAAAAAACUGGCGGAAUUGGACAAACUUGCUGCGGCGUCUGACUAUCAAGUGCCAAUACAACGAACAGUAGAAUUUUAUGAUGAUGAAGCGAUAGCACCUUUGGCUAACAUCAGCGAAGAGUUGACACCUUCAAGUAAUGAUAAUAUAUAUGCAGUUAUCGAGGAAAAUUCGCCACCAAAGGGUAAGGAAGACAAAAAUUUGUUGUCGCCGCAGAGCUUUAAGUCCGUUCAGUCAGGUAGCAGUGAAAGCGUUGGUUUGCUGGGUGAAAUUGUGAAUGAAAUACAGCAUAGGAAUUUUGAUUCUAUAUAUUCUACAUCUACUUUGAAGAAAAAUGGUAAAGAUACAUCUUAUGGAGGAGGAUAUGCCAGUGACUCAGAUAGCAGCCAGGCGAUAUAUGUCAACACUGGACCUGAUAGUGAAUACAUGAACACAGCUCCAAGCACAACCAGUAGUGGAUAUGUGAAUCCUCAAAGUAUAAAUAUAAGCAAACCUGAUGUAGAACCAGAAAAAAAUACAGUAAGUUCAAUAAAACAAGCUUUGGAUGCAAAAGCUUCUGCAUCAUCAAUUCCAAAAGGUAGUAGUAAACAGACAAGUUCGAUUCAAUCAACCAAAUCGGGUAACAGUAAACAGACGACACCGCCAACAAGUUUUAAACCUAGCGCAGCUAAAUCUACAACAAUGAAUCCAAAAUCUACUUUAGAUAGUCAGAAUAAAUUUUCAUCCAAAAGUGCAACAUCCUCUAAGCUAGUCAAUGGCAAACCACCAUCAAAGGCCACAACCAGUAAAACAAGCACAAAUGAAAAACCUAAAGUAACUCCAAAGCCCAAAAAUAAUUCACUAACCAAUAAGUCAAAUAGUGAUGCAACUGGCAAGGUUGUGAACAAACCCAACAUGAGUUCCUUACACAAAUCCAACACUACCGACACAUCAAAACCAGCUGCAAGUAAAUUCCCCGUAAUCAAAAAUUCUAAUGUUGCUGCGUUACAACAGAAAUUUGAAAAUCAGAAAUAAAUGGAUAUUUAUUUUUUAUCGAGGUGCUGCAUUUAAGGGUUGAUUUAGUUUUUCAACUCUAUAAAUUGUU
Molecule: messenger RNA, 4570 nt
Organism: Ctenocephalides felis (cat flea)
Lineage: Eukaryota; Metazoa; Arthropoda; Insecta; Siphonaptera; Pulicidae
Gene: Meltrin
Product: disintegrin and metalloproteinase domain-containing protein 12
Exons: 16
Coding region: 106-4500 (1464 amino acids)
Biological process (GO): membrane protein ectodomain proteolysis
Molecular function (GO): metalloendopeptidase activity
Source: RefSeq, a predicted model, not a curated record